This is a messenger RNA of Micropterus salmoides (largemouth bass), 8046 nucleotides long. RefSeq names its product fibronectin type III domain containing 3Ba (gene fndc3ba). Gene Ontology annotation, molecular function: protein binding. The record is from RefSeq and is a predicted model, not a curated record. Lineage: Eukaryota; Metazoa; Chordata; Actinopteri; Centrarchiformes; Centrarchidae.
CUGACUACAUGUGCGUAGCUUUUUGAUUGACAUGGCGGAGUAUCACAGUACGGUUUGCGCCGCGCCAGCAGACAGUCAAGACCCGACCCUGGGAAUAAAAAAACGCGCAGCCCCGUCUGUUUGAAGAUAAUUUUAUUGCAGCGAGGUAGGGCAGUUCAGUGAAUUUCUCCAUGAAUGUACGUCACAAUGAUGAUGACAGACCAGAUUCCACUGGACUUGGCUCCGCCCCCCCUCCUUAACGGGGAGGUCCCUCUCAUGCCUCACAUGGUUAACGGUGACGCAGCACAGCAGGUGAUCCUGGUGCAGGUGAACCCGGGGGAGACGUUCACCAUCCGGGCAGAGGACGGCUCACUGCAAUGCAUCCAGGGUCCUGCUGAGGUUCCCAUGAUGUCCCCAAAUGGGUCAAUCCCCCCCAUCCACGUACCCCCAGGAUACAUCUCACAGGUGCUGGAGGAUAACACAGGAGUCCGCCGAGUGGUGGUGACCCCCCAGUCUCCAGAAUGCUACCCGCCCUCCUACUCUCCGGCCCUCUCCCCCACACAUCACCUGCCCCCCUACCUGGCUCACCCUCACUUCAUCCCCAACUCUCACUCUUUCUACCCCCCUGUCAGCCCCGGGGAGCUGUCCCCCCACCAGUACUACCAGCACCACCUUCCCCCCAUGUACGGCGAUCCAGAAAUCAUCCCAGUUUAUGGGAUGUCUAACUACAUAGGCAGAGAGGAGACGUACAGUAAGCCACAGCCCAAAAAGAUUAAGGAACAGAGACAACUAGAGCGACAGAACCGACUUAACUCCCCACCCUCCACUCUCUAUAAGGGCAGCCUGGGGCCAGCACACAAUGGAUACAGCAACAAAUCACACGCCCCAUUACUUGGGUCAGUGGGGUCCGGGGGCGGAAACAGCAGUCCAGGAGGGAAGAAGCCAGAGAGACGACUCCGCAGCAGUCCACGAAACAGUGAACCAGAGACACACACACAAGAUCAUGAUUCAGAGGGGAAGCGGGUUCAAGACAUGCUGUCUGCAAUCGACAAACCACAGGUGUCCAAUGUGCAGGCACGGGCUGCACGGCUAUCCUGGGCCCCCCCGGCAGGGCUGGUGAACAGGCAUAGUAACGGGAUGCCUGUGUCCUGCUCUUUCGAGGUCUCUCUCUCAGAUAAGGGACGAGACGGAAAGUAUCGCCUUAUAUACAGUGGCGAAGAAUUGGAGUACCAUCUGAAAGACCUAAGGCCAGCGACAGACUACUACGUACGGGUGUCUGCAAUGUACAACUCUGUUCGAGGCUCGUGUUCAGAGGCCGGCUCGUUCACCACACACUGCAGCGUCCCUGACGUCCCGUUAUCCCCGAAACUCUCCCACCGCACCAAGAGCACCCUCACCCUACAGUGGAAGGCCCCAGGCGACAACGGAUCCAAAAUCACAAACUACCUGCUCGAGUGGGAUGAUGGAAAGAAGAACAGUGUUUUCAGAGAAUGUUUCUUUGGGAACCAGAGACACUAUAAGCUGACACGACUGUACCCCGCUUGUGGCUACACAUUCAGAGUGGCUGCACACAAUGACAUUGGCUCAAGUGGCUUCAGCACAGAGGUGGUGUUUUACACUAUGGGCACCCUGCCUGCUCUGCCUCUGGCACCGCGGCUGGUCAGGGCGGGGGUGUCCUGGGUGACCCUGGAAUGGGGGCGUCCCGAAGGCAGUCCAAGCGAAGAGCAGCUCAAAUACACACUUGAGAUCCAGGAGGACAACAGCGGAAUAGACUUUCAUCCAAAGUACACUGGAGAAAACUUGACCUGUACUGUACAAGGCCUGAAGAGGAGUACACAGUAUAAAUUCAGGCUCAUCGCAUCGAACAUGGAGGGAAAGAGCAGUCCCAGUGAAGUGUUGGUGUGCACAACCAAUCCGGACAAACCAGGCCCUCCAUCUGCACCCUGUGUCGCCACAGCAACGCCCUACGGAUUUACCGUCACAUGGGAUCCUCCCCAGGACAACGGGGGCUCAGAGGCUCUUACGUACCUGCUGGAGAUCUCAGAGGGUUGCUCUGAAGCGAGCCAGUGGGAGGUAGCGUACAGUGGUCCAGCAACAGAAUGUGUGUGUGAGCGCCUGACACCUGGGACCUCCUACCGCCUACGCGUGUGUAGCAUCACCACCGGAGGACACAGCCCUUGCACUGUUAGUGCUCUGGUACGUACAUUAAGCAUCCCACCAAGACCUUGCCAGCCCCCAAGAAUUGUGGGUAAAGCCAAACACAAGGAAGUGCAGUUAGAAUGGGAUACCCCUGUGUCUGAGGGAGUAUGUGAGGAGUGUGUGUUCAGUCUGGAGAUGAGUGAGGGGGGCAGCAAGCCAACAGAGGUCUACCAUGGCUCGGAUCUGCAGUGCACUGUUGGUAGUCUGCUACCUGGUGCCACAUACAGCUUCCGACUGCGGGCUGCAAACGAGGCUGGGUUUGGAACGUACUCUGACCCAACUGAGGUGACGACUGCAGCAGGUCCUCCUAGCCAGUGCGGGGCGCCACUUAUCGUUCUCACCAGUAACACCUGCGUAACGCUCAACUGGGAGAGUCCUGAGGGUUCGGGUACAGACAUCUCUGAGUACUGCUUGGAGUGGGCGAGGGAAGACGAACCCAUGGAGCUCAUCUACUGUGGAUCUGUCACACAGUGUGAACUGUCAGACCUGACGCCUGCCACAGAUUACUGCUGCCGGCUACAGGCGGUGAAUCAGGCAGGUGCUGGUCCUUACAGUGAGCUAGUGAGUUUCCGGACCCCUGCGACAAAUCCCGACCUGGUCUCCUCCCUCACCUUUCUGGACCUCCCGACUUCCUCGGAGUCAGGUCACUCCCCAUCUACCUGCCUCCUCCUGAAGUGGGACGAACCGAACAGCAACGGGGCGGAGAUAACAUCCUACGUCAUUACCCUGGACAACCAAACCAUCACUGUGGAAUCAGGGACAAGUCACCUUGUCACAGACCUGCAGCCAGACAGUGAAUACAGUGUACAGAUUCAGGCUGUGAAUGCUAUCGGCUCCAGUCCCUUGAGUCCACCCCUGCUGGCGAGGACACGCCCCCUCCCCCCAGCCCCACCCCCUCUUGAAUGCUCGGCGGCUGGCCCUCAGAGCCUGAAGCUGAAAUGGGGCGAAAAUGCCAACAACACACACACUCGCGCCCUGCUUGCAGAUGACAUGGUCUACACACUACAGAUGGAGGACAAGAACCACAGGUUUGUGACAAUCUACCGUGGCCCAAGCCACACCUACAAGGUCCAGCGACUGACUGAAUCCAGCAGCUACAGCUUCAGAAUACAGGCGAUCAGUGAUGCUGGGGAGGGUCCUUUCUCUGACACACACAGGUUCUGCACCACCAAGUCUGUACCCCCUGCCCUCAAAGCUCCCAGAGUGCACCAGCUGGAGGGGAACAUUUGUGAGAUCACAUGGGAGACUAUCCCACCAAUGAGAGGAGAUCCUGUGAGCUACGUGCUACAGGUUCUAGUGGGACGCGAGUCAGAAUACAAACAGGUUUUUAAGGGAGAGGAGGGCGUUUUCCAAAUAUCUGGUCUCCAGGGCAACACAGACUAUCGUUUCCGUGUGGGCGCCUGCCGCCGUUGCCAGGACACAUGCCAGGAACUGUGCGGACCACUGAGCCCCUCCUCCUUGUUCACGCUGCGUCGCCAGGAGACGGCAUCAUCAGGGGAGCUGUGCGCCGUGGAAACGGGCAAAGGGGCGGGCCUGAUCUCGAGCGACGAGCGCUUUGCUGCACUUAUCGUGUGCGUGUUUGCAGGCUUCUCCAUCCUCAUUGCCUGCUUGCUACAGUACUUCUUCAUGAAGUGAGGGAAUUUUUAACUAUAGGAUAGAAAGAGAAAGCAAAAUCAGAGUCUAUGAAAGAACCGAAUGAAAUCAAAUCAAACACUUGAGAUCUUCUAAGGCUAUGUAUGUUUUUUUUUUGUCAAAGUAUCGAUUCUGGCUUUCCUCACCUUGUUCCUGUUGUCUUCUGCCUUCACUCAGUCUCUCUAUGUCUCGGCUGUCUUUGUAUCAUUAUCUGACUCAUUUGUUAAGAGUUUCUGUCAAGGGAAGCCUUGUCUUAGCUGUACCUCGGUUGGGAAAGAAAAGUGAUAAUCAAGCCUUAAAAUAUCUGUGAGCAAAGCAGUUGCUCCUCAAACUGACCUGCAUGUUUUUUAUUUUGUAUCUUUUUAAAACAUAUUCGAGUAGAGAACGUGUAUAUUUCUUGACGGUCAUUGCCUUAAUUAUUUUUUUUUUGCUGCAGUCUUUAUCCAUUUCAGCCAUAUUCCAAUGUAGGGCUUCAAAGCUUUAGCCGUUAAUAUCAUUUUAUUCAUUUUGUUACUACUCUACAGACUGUUGGUCAAUUCAUGCAAUCUGCACCUGCUCUCACACACAGACAAAGACACAACGCACACACACGUGCAAAUUUAUUUACACAUUCAUGCAAUGACAGUGAGAAACACACAUAUCCUCCAAUCACAUAUCUGCUCUGCUUUUAACAUUCAGUCACUCGCUCAUUCAACUACCAAAGUGAUGCAAUUCAUGUGUGGUGUAAGAUGCUGCUAUCCUGUGAUUUUAUUAUAUCUAAGAAAGAAUGAAAAAACAGUAAUCUAUAUAUAUACACACACAAUAUAUAUAAAUAUAUAUAGAGACAGAUAGAUAGAUAUUUGUUAUAAUAUCUAUGAUACUAUAGAAGUGAUGUAAUAAGUGAUGGCAAUGUAAAGUCUAAACUACAGUGUGAAAGGGGAGGAGUUGACUCUAGGUGCUCACAAACAGCAGCUCUGAGGUUAGUUCAGCAGCUUGUGCAUAUGGUUGAAGGAGCCCUUUAACACUGGUCUUGGAUCAGAAUAUUAACCCUUGUAGGUAUUCAAGUGUUGGGCAUUAACUGGCUUUAGCAUUUAGGAAGCCAGGCUGUGAUCGUGAUUGGCUGAAACAUACCAGGAAAUGGCUGGACAAAGUAUUUGUCCCUGUCCUUCCAUUUCCACCAUCUCAAGUACCAUUGCUCCAUACUAUUUAUCUGUAGCUUUAGUGGUGGUAUGCCCCUAGCCUCACAGACCCAGAGGUGCUAACAGCCUGCCAGCUAGCUGCCCUUCUCAGAGCUGUGUGUGUUAACCAGGAAAGCUAUUAGGAGUUAGCUUGAACUUUAACCCACUCCCCCCGGAAGGCCAGAGCAAUGCUGAAGCUGUAAUGCUAAAGCUUCACCUAGUCUGUGAAUUGAUACAUUUGAAGACUCUUCUCUUUCUCUCCGCUUCUGCACAUAAUUAUCUUAAAUUACCUUUUGCUCUGGCUGCUCCUCUCUUGUUUUCGAUCCAGCCCGCCUUUCUGCAAUGCUCUCUCUCCCUCCUUCUUUUCUCACUCUCUCUUUUAAAAGGUGCUUUAUUGACAUGUAAUCGGAGCAGUAGCAAGUCUGUGGUCUCACUCAGACGGACAUGUUCUCUGGGGACUUGAACUAAUGUUCACUAACCAAACAAGCCUUUGACAGAACACAGUUCAGCAGAACAGGGCAUUCUGACACAUGUAACACCCCGUGACCUCCCGCCUGACUCCUGAACCCCAACUCAAAGCCAAGGUACAGCCCAAUACAUACCCUUAUGAUCCAAAGAAGUCACCCUGACCUGCAAGAUUUAUGUGUGACAUCACUACUUUAGUCAGGGUGUGGGGGAAGAAGGAUUGGGUGGGAAGGGGGGGGGGCAGUAGAUUAACCCUGUCGCUCUGCUCUGAUUGGCAACCUGUAACGUACCUCAGGGAAAAGGCCUUACAAAGGGGAGAUCUAAUCUUGUCAUCCCCAUUGCUGUCAUCAUCAUAAUAGCCUCUCUUUCUCUGUUUCUCUGCUUUUCUCUCUUUUAUCUUUUUCUUUCAGUUUGUUGAUGCUGUAUCUUGUCUUCUGUCUCUGCUGUGCCUUGCUCCUGUAUGUGUAAGCAAAGUGGUUUACUAGCUCAAAAUACCAUUGCCAAAGUUGAUGGGAAAUGUAAGGUAGAGUUCUUUUCUAGUUCUUUUUUAUUUAUACUAUAUAUUUGCAUACAGUACUUUACAUGCCAAUUACAGUGCAAUCUUCAUUUAUUUAUUGUUUAAAAAUUAAGAGACAAGUGUAGUUAUAUACUAAUUUUUUCCUUGUAGCAUGUUUUUUUUCUUUUUAAUUUUUUUUAAAGGAUGUAUGUUAGAUUGUAUGAUUAAGGCCAGCAUUCCUUAUCUCAGUAACCCUUUAAGUAUUUCUCUUACAGCUGUUGGGAACCUGUAGCUCAUCAGUCCAUGCAUUGCAGUUAUCAAUGGCGUUUCAAACAUGUAGCCAAAUGCCUAUGUGUCGUGUUUUUUUUUUUUCCAUUUCCUGCUUCGGCUGUGCACAGUCAAGCAGUUCUUUUAAUGCUUAGAGAGACAUGUAGCAAAGCCAGGCCUUUAGGGCCACUUCAGAGUCAUCUGUAUUGGGAUAAACGUAGCUGCCUUUGGCUUUUUUUCUAAAUAGUGUUAUAAUGAAGCUUCUGAUAUCUUUUUACUGUUUUAUUGCCAAAGUGCAGGCUUCUCGUGUCCACUAGAUGUUGCGUUUGCAGUCGACUAGAGGGUUCUGUGAUGUUCUUCUGUAACGACGCAGCAUUGCAAUUAUAAUUAUUGUUAUUAUUCUCUCAAAAGGAAAAAAAAACAUUAACUUGAUCUGUGAUUAUGCUUGUUUUCAUAUUAUCUUUUAUUAUUUUGUUUUGUAAAGCAAAAUGUGCCAUUUUGAAAUGUGUAGCCCCCUUUGGUGGAGAGUAACACAACCUUAUUUCACAUAGUAAGGUUAAAAAAAAGAAGGCAAAAACAAUCAUACGAUGAUUUCAGGCAGAUGACGACAAUAAUAAUAUUGACGAUUCCUUGUUCAGGCUAGUGCUGGUAUAGCAGUAGUGAGUAUUUUGUAUCCAGUAUUUUGCUAAGAGAUGACAUACAGAUAUAUCUAUAGAGCUAUAGAAUGAGAUGGUAAUACAUUAUGACUAACAGAGUUGAAGCACUUUUUUUAUGCCGAGCAUUAGUCUUGAUGAGGUUAAUAUGAGCGAUUGGAGGCUCAAGGUCCCUCGCUCUGUUCCAAACACUACUGCCAACGCCGUCUGUUACGUUCAUUAGCAUUAUUCUGUCGUUGGUGUCAAUGUGACAUUGGCAUUACUGGAGCAUGGUUCUGUGUUUCUCAAAUGGCACCCUGCUCCCCGCAGAGUGAAAACUGCAGCAACAGAGGAAGUACAGCUCAUAGGGAGUGCGGUGCCUCUCUCAGACGUGCACAUGGUGUCUACCUAGCCUGUUGCAUUGUAGUCAACAGGUGGAAUGUGAGGUGCCCUGUCCUUAAACUCCUAAUGUUAUGUUGCCCACCCACAGCCCCCUUUUAUUCCCCUUUUCAAGCCUUAAUGCCCCAGUGGGAGAACAGAGGUUCGCCUUGGUUGAGCUCAGGCCAGUCAUGUUAGUGUUGUAUAGUCCGAGGUUAACACGUUGUUAACUGAAAGGCAGUGUUUGUGGGCAGGGUACUCCCUUUAUGUGCUUUGUUGUUUUUGUUUUGUCAUUUUCAAAUGCUGGUGAUUUUAUACACACCCCGCCCUUCCUACCCACCCACCCUGCAGGUCCUGCUCAUUUGGCAGGCAUGUCAGGAAUGAGAGACAAUUUUUUGUCCAGCAACUCCACGUCUGUGCCUUCUGAUCAGUUUAUUUUCUUCUUUUAAUUAUUUUUUUUUUGUUAUGUUUUGUACGUUUUACAGUAAGUAGAGAUUUUCAGAAUUUGGCGAUUUGACAAACAUACAGAGACUCACAGGUAUUUAACUAUUUUUUAAGCAAGACAAAAAGAAACAUAUUUUUACCUCACGAUAUAAAAACAAACAUUCCAAUGUUGUCAUGGUCUACGAAUUGAAAAAAAAAAAAGAAAUUCAUGCAUUUCUUCUUGUAUUGUAAAUGUUAGACAAUUUCAUAUGCAUUAUAUAAAAGAAACUGCCAUAUCAAUUUUAAUGUAUAGAUUUUUGCAAAUACUACCCUAUGUAUGUAAGACGUAACUGUAUCGGUAGCGUAUAUAUAAUAUAUUUAUGCCCAAUAAAUGUUUUGAUUUUUUUUCUGACUUUGA